AUGUACUGUACAUACACAUACACACACAGAAACAUGUACACACACGCACAGACUCAUGUACACACAGACACAUGUAUGUACAUACACAGAAAUACACACGCACAGACACAUGUACAUACAGACAGACACAUGUACAUACACAUACAUGUACAUACACGCACACACAUGUACAUACAGACACAUGACACAUGUACACACAGACACAUACACAUGUACCCUCACACACACAGCCCUAUAAAAAGUUGCAGUACUUCGUUGUUCACUCACAGAUCCAGGUACUGCACUCUAGGGGGAGGCAGAGAGCACAGCACACACUCCUUGCUUUGCUUUCACUGCACUCAGCUAUUGAGCAGUCUGACGGCUCCCAGUGCCAAUGACAGAUCCAGCCUGAGCUCCGAGCCUGCUCAGCAAGACAGCUCUGGGGGACACACUCGCCCCCCACCAUAAUUUCCACUCGGCAUUGGCGAGCAGACAAGUGGAAAUUUCAAGGCCUGAUGUA
Molecule: messenger RNA, 499 nt
Organism: Staurois parvus
Lineage: Eukaryota; Metazoa; Chordata; Amphibia; Anura; Ranidae
Source: the annotation of a GenBank genome assembly